CCAGCUCAAAGAUGGCAGCCACGGGACAGAGAUGAGCGACGACCCAAAUUUAGGAGUUUUGUCAUGAAACCACAUUGGGGUGUACAGCCGUUACAUGCAUGGUUUUGACAUGACAGUGUUAUAAUUUGUCACUUCCAAUGUGUCGUUCUACGAAGACAAUUAAAGGGUUCAGAAAUAAAAUGUUUUCCUGUUGGCUAAGCUAGCAAGCAACGGUUAGCAAAUAAAUGAACUUGUCUUUUUUGCCACACAAGAAGAAAGCAGCUGCUCUGAGUACGGUGCAUUGUCAUCUUACAAGUUCAGUUUCAUCAUGGCCAUCACUCAGUUCCGACUCUUCAAGAUCUGCACAUGCCUCGCCAGCUUACUUUCUUUCUUUAAAAGGUUGAUAUGCAGGAGCGGAAGAGGGCGCAAGCUCAGUGGUGAUCAAAUAACCCUCCCAACAACAGUGGAUUUUUCAUCAUCGGUACCAAAACAGUCUGCACAGCCAGAGAUUGAAGAAUGGAGCUCUUGGGACGAAGAGGCUCCUACAAGUAUUAAGAUUGAAGGUGGCAACGGAAAUGUUUCCCCUACACCCAACGAUGUGGAUGAAGAGCCUGACUACUUUAAAGACAUGGCUCCCACCAUCAGGAAAACACAGAAGAUAGUGCUGAAGAAGAGGGAGCCUUUGAACUACCUGGUGCCUGAUGGCUCAGCAGGAUUCUCCAGCAGACUGGCAGCCUCUCAGGAUAUGAUGUCCUUCAGUCCACCCUCUGCUGAGCUUGGAGAAAUGGACAACUGGCAGGAGGACACAAAUGCCUGGGAGGACGAGUCUGAUGCUGCCUGGGAAGCAGAGGAGGUGCUCAGACAACAGAAGAUGGCUGAGAGAGAAAAGCGGUCCAUGGAGCAGCAAAGGAAGAAGAUGGAGAAAGAGGCUCAGAGGAUGAUGAAAAAGGAGCAGAAGAUUGCCGUCAAGCUCUCGUAACACUUUAGAAAUGCUCAGUUUUGAGCCAAAAGGGAUAGCGAGUGCAAAAGACACUGAAUCAAUCUUUAAUCUAUCUUUAAAGUCAUCAAACCGACCAGGAUUAUCACUGUACACUUCUUAUCUGUUAGCAAACUGUCCUCCUCCACCUUGUUUCCACCAGCAGCCAUUUUAGUCUGUUUUUUCCAGCUGCAGAAGUGUAAAACGCAUCAUUCUUCAGGGCAGAUAAAGCACCUGGUCUACUCGCUGUUCAUGUGGCAAGGUAAUUUCGGUCUUCAAGGGAGAGUGGUAUUCAUACAACCCAGUUCAUCAUAGGUUAAAGGUUAGGAAUCUGUUAGGUAGUGUAGAAAAAUGUUCUAUUUUGGUUUUUCCCAGGAACAUUUGUAAAUAAACUGGUACCUGUGCUACCUUCUGAGACUCAUUUAGGGAGUACAAUUCCUUUUCUUUGUCUUAUUUAUAACCUCAAAGGACAAAGGAGUGUAACUAAUUUUAAGCAUCACUGUAUACCAGUGACAUCCUUUGGUUUGCUUGAUUAUUGUGUUUUUAUAUUUAUGUCUGUCAUGGUCUGAAAACAGAUUUUUGUUUUCUAAUGAAUGUUGCUUGAUAUUUCAUCUUAUCUCCCUGUGCUGUGCAGCCCUUAUAACACUGGAAAUCUGCAUUAAACUGAAGGCUGAGGAUUUUCAAUACGAGUAUGAACAAAUGACCAUAGACUAGAAUCUAGCCCAACUAUAAAUGCUGUGGGUUCCUAUGGUAAUCUCAUGGCUACUGAUUCACAUUGACUUUUUUCCUUUCCUUUUUUUGCCGUGCAAAGGGAACUUUGCUCUUAAAUAGUUGAUACACUCACUGCACAGACACUGUCUUUAUAAAACAUAGAUCACCAUCACAUCAUAAUCCCUGACCAGUUUUCUUCGCCAUUAAGGAAACACAUUUGCCUCCUUUCUUGUCUGGAAAUGCAAGGCUAACGGUGUUGGAAAAAUUGGUACCACUGCCGAUCGGCAAGCUGUUGUCAUGGAAACAAUGGCAGAUAGAGAAAGGCCUUUAUAAAUUCAAAUGUGCAUACAGGAUAGAGUAUGCCUUUGGUCCAUGACUUAUGAAAAAUAAUUUGGAAAGACACUUGAAUGACAAGUUUGAUGUACUAAAUGUUACAAUAAGAAAAGCUUUGCAAGCAGUGUGAUCUCAUACUUCUAAUGAAAUAUUGAGUUAAUGUUAUCUAUCAAAUGAUUUAUUGACCCACUCAGAGAUGCUGAUACAGUUGAAACUUAAUAACAUGGCUGAUACGUGCAUGAUCGGGUUCAAGAGUUUAAUUAAAAGCAGGUGUUUAUUUGAAGGGAAUUCAGCAAACUAUCAAUGUGGAUUAGUGCUUUCUUUGGAAAUGCUCUUUUCCCAACUGUUUCCAUUGAGAAAAGCUGCAUGUUGUUUUGUUUUGUCAUUUUGCACUUUUAAUUUUUCCAAAAAUGAAUCACAGAGAACCCUUUGUUUCUCAUCUUUUUUUCCACAUUGAUGUGUAUGAGUUCAUGUUAUAAGAGUUUGUCAUGGUUGAGCACAAACAGGCACUUCCAUGGAAGUAAUAAGUCCCCAAGCUCAAUCUAGAGGGUCUGCUGUAUUAGUCCUACACAGGUUUUUAAUAAAAUAAUUUGAUUCAGGUGAA
Molecule: messenger RNA, 2603 nt
Organism: Seriola dumerili (greater amberjack)
Lineage: Eukaryota; Metazoa; Chordata; Actinopteri; Carangiformes; Carangidae
Gene: ebag9
Product: estrogen receptor binding site associated, antigen, 9
Exons: 7
Coding region: 308-958 (216 amino acids)
Cellular component (GO): secretory granule
Source: RefSeq, a predicted model, not a curated record